GUCAAGUGCGGAAUUUAGACGGGAGGAAAGGGAGUACGGGAAUGAGCACGCGAAGCCGAAUGGUCAAGUUGUACAAAGCGAAUUAUAGCUCUCUGUCGCAACGUUUGCGUCGUCAUUGUAUAGCCUCCGUACAGUAUUUUAAGAGGACAAAUCGCACCUGUUUGCACAGACCGUGCACCACACACAUUUUCUUCCUGUGAGACCAAUUCGCUCAAGUUUGCCUCGGCAAGGGGACGAGGCUUUUCAUCAUCAACAUUCGAGCGCAAUAAAUGGAUACUCAUUUCUCUAUUGACGAUUUGGAUAGGCUUACUGGAUGACCUCUGCUCUGUAGUCGGCAUUCUCGUUUUGUGGAGCUGAUUGGACUACCACGUCUCCAGUUGAUAAAGAUAACGGUGAUCGCUACACUGAGGGACGCCUAACCUAAAGAGUGAAGGAAAGUAGCCUACGGCACAACUUAGACCAUAAAAAGUCGUUUGGUUCGCACAGAAGUUAUAACGGGGUAAUUCAUGUUGAUCAACGGAGUACGAUGGGAGCAGCGACACGGGGAGUAGGAAUGGCCAUGGCGCUUUGGGACGGUGCCAAUGGAUUGGGAUUCCUGGUGAUUUUUCUUGUGGAUUUCCUUGGAACUGCGGCGAGUAACCUGGAACCCAUAUACUGGAAUUCUCUGAACAAAAGAUUUGGAGAUGAGAGGGGUUACGUGCUCUAUCCCCAGAUUGGCGACCGCUUGGACCUCAUCUGCCCAGCGUCGAACCCGGCCGGUCCACGGGCCACGUCCGAGUACGAGUACUACAAGCUGUACCUGGUGGCGACCCGCGAGCAGGCCGACCGCUGCGAGGUGAUGGGCCCGCCCAACCUGCUGCUCACCUGCGACAAGCCCAACAGCGAUAUGCGCUUCACCAUCAAGUUCCAGGAGUUCUCGCCCAACCUGUGGGGCCACGAGUUCAAGAGCCUUCAGGACUACUUCAUCAUCUCCACUUCGGAUGGUUCGAGACAGGGUCUGGACAGCAUGCGCGGGGGCGUGUGUGUGACCAGAGGGAUGAAGGUGGUACUGAAAGUAGGCCAGACUCCGUACGGCCUCCCGCCGAAACCUAAAUCAGACCCAGCUCGGCCUAAGAACACAGAUACUGGGGAGAAGGACACCACGGCGUUGAAGGGGACGGAUGGCGAAGGCGACAAAGGCGCGAGCGGCAGCGGCGGCUCCAUGGCGGCCACCAACAUCGCCCUGAUUGCCGGGGGCGUGGGCGGCGGCGCCUUCCUCCUGCUGGUGACGGCCGUCAUCGCCGUGGUGUGCUACCGGCGGCAGCAGGCCAAGCACUCGGAGACGCACCACCCGGCGCUGUCGCUCUCCUCGCUCACGCCCAAGCGGGGCAGCACCAGCGCGGCGGGCGCCACGGCCGGCGGCGCGGGCUCCGGCGGCAACAACAACGGCUCGGAGCCCAGCGACAUCAUCAUCCCGCUGAGGACUUCCGACUCGGCGUACUGCCCGCACUACGAGAAGGUGAGCGGGGACUACGGGCACCCGGUCUACAUCGUGCAGGAGAUGCCGCCCCAGAGCCCCGCCAACAUCUACUACAAAGUAUGAGGAGCGAGGCGCUGCCCCCCAGACAAACAAACAAGCAAACAAGUUCAUAUGAAAGACAGAGACUUUGCCGUGCUACGCUACUGUGGUCUCGUUCUGAGACCCCUUCCCCUGCCCCUCCCUCAACCUUCCACUCCUCGCCUGGCCUCUCUCUCUCUCUCUCUCUGACACACACACACACACAGCCCUAACUCCGAGACUCAUGAACUUGUAGCUUCCCAAACCUAAUCUCUCUCACGGCACCCUGGUGCUCCCCAUGCCACUCCAGCCUCCUAUGAAGACCCUGAUGCCAACGUGGUGCUGCCCACCCUCGCAUGCCCACAGAGGGCACAGUGCCAGUGGAAACAGUGGGCACCAACAGCGUGAGGACUGCCAGAGCAGGGUGUUGGGCAUCUUGGUUUCUUAUCUUGCUCUUUUCACUCCUUCUGGAGUAGACCAGUUUAGACACGUUUAGGUCUCCUGCUGGUUACACAAGGUGUUUUAUGAAACAUUGUAGGGCUGCAGUGAAUCAGAUUUUAAAAGUGUUUUAGAACAAACAAAAAAAAUGUUGGUGUGUGUGGGUGUAUGUGUGUGGCUGUUUAUGUGUGAGUUUGUACCCGUGUGCUUGUGUGUCUGUGUUUUUUUCUGAAAAGGGUGUUUGUUGGAUG
Alosa sapidissima (American shad) is the source of this 2226-nucleotide messenger RNA. RefSeq names its product ephrin-B3a (gene efnb3a). Lineage: Eukaryota; Metazoa; Chordata; Actinopteri; Clupeiformes; Clupeidae. The transcript is spliced from 6 exons. Gene Ontology annotation, molecular function: ephrin receptor binding. Bases 527 to 1582 code for a protein of 351 amino acids. The record is from RefSeq and is a predicted model, not a curated record. Gene Ontology annotation, biological process: ephrin receptor signaling pathway; axon guidance. Gene Ontology annotation, cellular component: plasma membrane.